Fragaria vesca subsp. vesca is the source of this 645-nucleotide messenger RNA. RefSeq lists its product as uncharacterized. The record is from RefSeq and is a predicted model, not a curated record. NCBI's taxonomy places the organism in Eukaryota, Viridiplantae, Streptophyta, Magnoliopsida, Rosales, Rosaceae. The coding region runs from base 53 to 343 and encodes 96 amino acids. The transcript is spliced from 2 exons.
UCAUUUAUCAGAUUCAGAAACAAAGAAAGAGAAAGAGAGAGAGAGAGAUACAAUGGCAGGACUCAUGAACAAGAUCGGAGAUGCGCUCCACAUCGGAGGAGGAGGAGACGACGAGAAGCACCACAAGAAAGAGGGCGAGGAGCACCACAAGAAAGGGGACGAGCACUGCAAGGGCAAGGACGACGACCACAAGAAACACAGUAAGGACGACGAGCAUGAUCACCACAGUGGCAAGAGCAAGGACCACGACGACGAUCACCACAAGGACGACAAAAAGAAGAAGAAGAAGAGCAAGGACAAGAAGAAGGACGACGGCCACAGCAGCAGCAGCGACAGCGAUUGAUUCAUGCUCCUGAUCCAUCGGGUGUUCUGGGUUGUGUUUAUGUCGUCAACUUUAUAUUUCAAGAAGAACCCAAAAGUCCUUCUUUUGAUUUCCUAAAGAUAAGAGCAGGAGGAAAUGACGGAGUUAUCAAUUUUCUAGAUGCUUUCUUAAGAGCAAAAGAACAUUAAUUUUGCUUGUUAAUUUUUGUGUGCUAUUUCGGAAAUAGUAUUUUCUCCUGUUAAAUCAUUUAGACAAUAAUUAGUGACCCAAUGUCACGACCAAUAAGUUUAAUCGGCAACAAGCACUAACAAACCUUCAUUACA